AUGGCUUUCGCGGACUCCACGGUCCCCACAAAGGCUGGUGCGUGGUGCAUGACCAAGUUACUAGAGUCUCAGGUCCAUAGGGUCGAGCGUAACGAGCCAAAGCUUAACACAAAUGUGGCUCGAAGGGGAGGGGCAUUGGUGAGCCUGAGUCACUUCUGUCGUGUGUCACGCGUGCCAUGUGUGGUCGUGAACCCGGAGGUGGAUGGAGAGCUUCCACUCGCAUCCAAAAAAUCUGAUCGCACCGGGACAAGGCAGCCCGACGACGCCGAGAAAUCAGUGCUCUGCUCGUACGAGCUCAUAACAGAAAAAACUCCGUGUGCCAUGUGCCUUCUCUCCGACGAGAGGCUGCUCAAGAAGGUGCGGCGGUACUCGCUGUUCCUCUACGUCGGCAGCAUGAUCGUCGCGAUCGCGCCGAGGCUCGCGCCGGCGUCCAGGCCCGCCGUCGUGCCGUCCCUCCCCGCCGGCUACGGCCUCCCCGUCACGUGCGCCUCGUUCACCGUGGCCACGCUGGUGGUCCAGGAGCUGCUGGCGCGCGUCCUGGAGAGGGGGCCCGCUCCGGCGCCGCGGCUGACCCCGGAGGCCGCGUGGCCACUCGGCAUCUCCACCUGGAUGUUCGUCACCAUGUUCUUCCAUAGCUACCUCUGUUUCGGCGGCGACGGCUACUUCGUCCGGAGCUGCGACGAGUGGGCGGCGGCCUGCGUCGCGUCCUCGCUCAACCUUUUCAUCGCCACACUCACCGUUUCGAUAAGCUUGCGUGCAUUGCUUGCAUGCCAUGAGUUUUUCGAUUCGUUCGUUUCUCUGGAACUUGGUCGGCUCAGAUUUUGCGUGAGAGUUUUACAUGCUGAUCGACAUGCUCGUCUCGCGUUCUUGGCAGGACUACUUGGCUUGAGGAGGACAUUGCAGUUCGCUGAGACCUACAAGAGUUUGCAAAAAUGA
Molecule: messenger RNA, 936 nt
Organism: Miscanthus lutarioriparius
Lineage: Eukaryota; Viridiplantae; Streptophyta; Magnoliopsida; Poales; Poaceae
Source: the annotation of a GenBank genome assembly